UGGCAGCAGCAGCCCCGCUGAAUGGAGCGGAGUUUCGCUCCGCUCUGGUGUUGCCGCAGCUGCUCCAGCCGCCAGAGCGAGCGGGGGCACGGAUGGGCAUCGCCCCCCUCGGCGGAGCUGUCGCUGUCCCGGUCCCGCACCCGCGGCUGCCUGCCCCUGCGCGUCCCGGCGGCGAGCCCUGCGAGCGGAGGGCCGGUACCGUGCCAUGUAGAAUGCUCCCGGUUCCGAGAGCCAAGCGGCAGCAGCCUCUCCUCUGGCAGAUGAAUGCAGAGCCCCCACCUCCUCCCUGGAUUUGGAUGGUCCCGAGUGCGGCUGGGGUCGUCAGGCUAGGUGGGGCCGGGGUGGGGCCCCCUCCACUUCUGCUCUCUUCGCCGCAUCCUCCCCACCCUGCUCCUCUGCUCCAGGGGCUUCCCGGCUGGCAAGUCCCCUGCGAGCCUUUCCUGCCUCUGUCAGUGCCCUCUGCGCCAGAUCAGCGCCCUGCCGUGCACCAGUAUCCCGUCCUGAACGGGCAGUGGAUGUUUGGAGCUCAUUCUCCAGUUAUAGGAUUUUCACCUUCUUCUAGUGUGGAAUUUGUUCCUAUCUUCCCACAUGUAUACACAUCUACUAUUCCACCUCAUGCCAGGAAAAGUUGGAGAGAUAAGAGACUACCUAAUUGCAAGAUAUAUUUAAAUAAUGCAUUUGCUCUGGAUUCAGCAUGGAUACAUCCUGAGGAAUCAAGAAUCUUCCUGGGACACGAGAAGCCUCUUUUAAUGACAAAUCAAGUAGCUAUGGCUAUAUCUAGGCCAGCUACUGCCUCAAGGCCUCUUCCCACAGUGGUGUUAACACCUCAACCCAUACCAGGUGGUUGCCAAAAUAGCCUUAAACAAGUGGGCAAUAAUCAGACAAUUGCAUUAGCUGCUGCUGCUAUGGUGUCCGUAGAUUCAGAAGCACUUCAGGGACCAUCACCUACAAGUAUCCAACCUUGCCAUGUGCUCACUUUGUCACCUGUCAAAAUACCAGUUUUGACUUCACCUUUUCCAGGUGCUGCUUCUAGAGUGGAUGCUCAUAUGACUCCUUUGAUGCCAACGCAAGUCACCAGGGUUGCUGCUGUAACUACACCAGCUGUGACUUUCAUGGCAACCAAUUUCAUAGAUCAGACAUUAACAGAUAAAGGCAAAGAAUCAAGCAGAGCCUCCUGCCCACCAACAUUGAUUUUACAUACUGACAGGAAAAGCAAGCCAAAAGAGAAUGAUGAGGAUAAGGAUCAUCCUUUGAAACUAGUAAAUGAAGAUGACAGCAUGUCAAAUGGCAACAAGCCUGUGGCAUCUACUCCUGUACCAGGGUCACCAUGGUGUGUAGUCUGGACUGGAGAUGACCGAGUCUUCUUCUUCAACCCUACAAUGCAGCUGUCAGUAUGGGAGAAACCAGUGGAUCUAAAGAAUCGUGGUGAUAUUAAUAGAAUCAUUGAAGAUCCACCUCAUAAACGCAAGCUGGAAACUUCAGCAACAGAUAAAAGUGAUAGUUCUUGUCCAGAGGAAGUAAGUGAUGACCACAGCACCAAAACCAAGAGAAAUAAAAUGGAAGAUCCCCAGAAUGCUGAUCAGGCGAAGGUUGAAGUGGAAGAGAAAAUUGUGAAAACAUCAGCACAUCAGAUUAUUCUUCCUUUAGAAGAACGCAUUGCCCAUUUCCGAGAUAUGCUUCUGGAAAGAGGGGUGUCCGCAUUUUCUUCAUGGGAAAAAGAAUUACACAAAAUAGUAUUUGACCCGCGCUACCUUCUGCUAAACGCUGAAGAACGUAAACAGAUAUUUGAGCAGUUUGUCAAGACCAGAAUAAGAGACGAGUACAAGGAAAAGAAAAAUAAAUUAUUGCUAGCCAAAGAAGAAUUUAAAAAACUUCUGGAGGAAUCCAAACUGUCACCAAGAACAACAUUUAAAGAGUUUGCAGAGAAAUAUGGCAGAGAUCAGCGGUUUCGACUUGUUCAGAAGAAAAAGACCAAGAGCAUUUUUUCAACCAGUUCAUUCUUAUUCUUAAAAAGAGGGACAAAGAAAACAGAAUAAGGCUACGGAAAAUGAGAUAAGAAUUCUUGAAAUCUGCAAUAAAUACACAUAAAGUCAAUACUGUGACUGCCAUAGAAAAUGAAAUGAAGAAACAGCAUUUUUGUCUUUUUCUGAUUCAAGUUCCAAAAAUUUAAAGAAGAACCAGAUAUCCCUGAGAAAUACCUUUUCAUACUGAGGUUCAAUGAACACAAGUUAAAUUUGUUCAGGUUCCUCUGCAGGAACCUGUAGGAUAUUUAGUUCUCAGAGAAUUAAUGUUUCAUAUUGAAGCUCUCUUUUGUACAACAUUCAUAGUUUGAUGCAUUUCUAAUUGCCAUGAUAUGUCAAUCCCUUAAUUGUUUUAAUUAUGCAAAUUACUUGUAAUAUACACAAAUUAUAAUUUCAAUGCAGAUUUGUAAUUAAGCAGAAAACAGAUGUCACGCAUUACAAUCUCAAGAUACAUUCAUCAUUUAAGGGAAUUAUCUUAAUCUAUUUUUAGCAACUUAUCCAUUAACAAACUGUUUAGAAGUACAGUGGUAUUGAGGAUUCAUUACUCAGAAUUCAUCACUCAGUGUUCAUAUGUCUAUGUCUAGUUUUCUGAGUAGUAGUAAUAGGGUAUUAAUUGUUAAUCAUAGUGAAGAGUGUGUAAAUCUUGGCAUAAGUUCCACAGAAAAACUUAUAACUUUCAAAUAUGGCUUUGGAAUUUCUUUGAAUGGUGCUUUCAGGCACACAGAUUACAGCAACACUUCCCCAUAAAAGUUACUAUAAAGAAGCUAUCUUGUAAAACUAUCAUAUUAAUAUUUGAGUUAUUUUUAUUGUAUGUGAAGAUUUUGCAUGAGAAUUUUCUCAUCAUCUUUGUAUAAACAAAUAUUUUAACUUUUUUAAUAAAUAUUUUAAGCCAAUUAAUUUUUAUUUUUUAGUCUCUAGCAUUAGAAUUCUGACAGUAUUUGCUUUGAGAGCUACUAUAUAUAUAUGAGGAACACAUUGUGUUGCCCUUGAUUUUUAUGUAAAUUUUUACUAAUGUCAGCUGGAUUUAUGAGAGCAUUGAGGACAAAAUAGAUCCCACAAUAACAAUAAAUGAUAUAAAACAUCUAGCAUAAAUCAGUAUUGUUUCACUUAAAUCAAUAGAGCUAGCCCAAUUUAUACCAGCUGAGGAGUAAACUGUCUUGUGUCUUCUUUCCAUACUCCGUGCAGUUACUGAGCUUAUUUCUGUUAAGAUCUAACGUAAAUACUUUAGAGUCAGUCUGGAUCCUUUGCAGAUUUUCUGUUUUCUACCUGAAGUUUUCAAUUUCCUCCAAGUAAAAUUAAGUUUUCCAUAGGUAUUUCUCAUGUAUUUCUUACAAUUUAAGAAAAUAAAUCCACUUCUUACAUUUAAAUAAUGACCCCAAAGAAUUCAAAAUGAAGAAUGGUCUUAAAUUGCAGCAAGGGAGGUUUAGGUUGGGCAUUAGGGAAAAUUUCCUAACAGUCAGGGUAGUUGAGCACAAGAAUAAAUUACAGAGGGAGGUUAUGGAAUCUCCAUCACUGGAGGUUUUUAAGAACACCUGUCAGGAAUGGUCUAGUUAUUACUUAGUCCUGUCUUGAGUGCAGAGGUCUGGACUAGAUGAUUUAUUGAGGCACCUUCCAGUCCAAUACCUCUAUGAUUCUAUGAACCAUUACAAUGAAGUGUGUAUUGUUUAGCACUCCAAGUGGCCAACUUUUAAACCAAAAAUGUUAAUGUCCUGCUGUUCUGCUGCUUCUUUGGGGAGUGUAUUUUUUCAUUUUUGUUCAUUAUUUAAACUUUCUUCCAAUUUGAUUUAAGUAAUAUAUCUGAUGAAUCACAUGCAACAGAGCAGCACAACAACAUAGAGAUGACCUAAUCUUACAUCCAUUGAAUGUCAAAAUUCCCAUUUAUUUCAAUGAAAGCAGAAUCAGGUCCCAAAAUUCAUACUGGCAAUGGUGUGAAACCAUGUUGUUCUAUUAGUAUCACUAUAUUACAUAGAUGUUGUCAUUUUAUGUAAUGCAAAUAACUGAUUUUUCAGUUUGGUGGCCAAACUGAAAAUUAGAGAAAAAAUUAUUUUGGCUUGAACAAAAUAUCAAAACAUUUUGAUUUUGAGGUCUUGUAAUUUCUUGAAAUGUUUGAAUGAAAUUCUGACAUUCGUCUUUCUGAAAAAAGAAAAAAGGUGAAAACAUUUCCAAAAGGCAGAAAUGAGCUGUCAGUAUUUUUAAAAAAUCAUCAAUUUGUCAAAAUCCAUCCAAAUUUAUGAAUUGUUUCAUUUGAAUCUGCCUUUUUUUGUGAAGAAAAAAGUGGUUCACACAAAAAAUUUCAGCCAGCUCUAAUUUUGAUGUGCAUUUUGUAUUCAUUAAAGUGCCAGACUGAUACUUCGGGAUGAGGUGAGCUAGAGUUUAGGAGGACAGAGAGAAUCUUUUAUGUGAUUCAUCAUUGUCGUGGGGCGACAACCCACCGCUGUGGUGCCUCCUGCUGGUUGUCCAGGAAAUUAGCUUUUUUCAGCCAGGAGCGCCCUCUGCCGGUCAGUGUCUCACCUACCGCUGGCGCUAGGUGCCCUUCUAAAUUAGGGCCCAGGACCCCUGUGCCCUUCUAAAUUAGGGUUCUGCCCCCCUGGCAGUACCCCCUCAGUCUGGGUCUCCCCUCCCUGGGGGAACCCCCAAUCCCUCCCUUGCCUCAGUGGCUACUGUCAGUCAUCACCUAGCCCCUGCUUCCUGGGACAGACUGCAGUCUGUACUACUCAUCAUCAGCAAGAGGGGAGGAGGUCAGACCAGCUGCCUCUGUCUAGGUCUGGGCUGCUCUGCAGCCCUAGUACCCUUUUGUGGGCCUUUAUUUCAGCCUGGGAGUCUGCUAGGCUGGAACUCCCCAGCUCCCUCUGUCCUUCCCCAGCACUUCUCUGCCCUAGAUACUCGCCUAGGCUUCCCAGGCAGCCAGGUCCUCCUCUCUCCAUGUAGCUAGAGAGAGUGUCCCACUCAGCUCCUGGCUAACAGCCCUCUUCUAGGGCCAGCUGUGGCCUGAUAGGGGCAUGGCCCCACCUGUGGCUACUUCCCCCAAUCAGCCUCUCUUAGGGCUAUUUUAAGCCCUUUGAGGCAUGGUGGGGUGACCACCCCGCCACAAUCACAGAUAUAGCAACUAUAAUAAGUGGCCAAUGUGCCUAAGCAUGCAGCUUGGAGGUUUUAUGACAUCCCACACUCUACGAGCUUUCUUUGAUGGUUAUCUGGAUGUCACUACCAGAAUUCACUGAUGUGUGUCUAGCUAUAUAUAGCUCAGAGAUAUGUAUGAAGUAUCUUGCUUAGAUAGGUGCAAUUAAUUUACUGGAAAUAUGGUGUGACUGUUGAGUGUGGACCACUAAAAGUGAAUGGGUCUUUCAAAAGAAGGAAGUUCUUCCAGGUUAAAUGAAUGGAAGAUAUGUUAAACUCAUGAAAUCUUACUCCAGGGAGAGAAGACCACUCAAUUUCCAGUGACUUGUCCUGUGUUGCUUUAAGUUUUAAAUAUAUUUCUCUCCCAAUCAGAAGAAAGGCUAGUCAUCUUUAUAUCUAAGUAAAAUAAUUUCUUGAUUUUUUUAAUUUAAUCCCUUGCAUGGUUGGAAACCCUUAAUACAACAUCAUUGUGCUAACUAGUGCAUGAAUCUUAGUCUGAUUCUCUUAGUGUAGCAGAGUGAAGUGCAAAAAUUAAGCACCCUAAAUGGUGUUAUGUAAGUUCAAUUUUAAUAAUCCUUUCAACAAUAAUAAUCUAAAGGCAUAAUUCUUCUCUGUUCUGCCAUUCUAAAUCUAGAGAAACUUCACUAAAAUCAAUGCAGUUGGUCCAGAUUUAAUUGAUCAGAAUGUGUCAUAUUACAACAGUAUUUAGCAUAUUAGAUAUUAGUAGUAACACAUGUAAUAUAAGGUAUUUACCUUGACAGUUCCCUUCAUACAUGUUGACAUACUUUUAUCCAAAAUCAUAUAUUGCUGCUUAUCUUCUGUCACCUUGCCAUGAUACUCCUAAACCUAAUCUGAAUGUAAAAAAAACCCAACACAAAUAAAGACAUCUGCCCUCUGUUAUAUCUUACUCCCAUAGACAAAAGUUCAAAAAAUAUAAAAUGAUUUCGGCACAUGAGUCUGUCAUAUUUCUUUCUAUGCUUUCCUACACAAACAAACGUGAAAAGAUUCACCAGUUUCAUAAUUCUCCUCAAGAAAUGGGCAAAGCCAACAUUCAACAUUUCAUCCCCUUUCUUCAGGAGCACAAAAUGAAACAGAGCUAAGUAAUGAAAAUAUAUUAGGAGACUACUGGAAAACAUUAAUCGUGUGUGUGUGUGUGUGUGUGUGUGUGUGUGUGUGUGUAAGACUGUAAUGAAAAUAAGAUACAAACUGAUGGACAGUGGGAUGCCAUAUUUAUUCUCCACCUUAUUCUUUUGUAUGGCUUAAAACCAGUAAUGUUAGAUGUCCAAGUCUAGGUUGGCAAUCCAAUUGAUUGCUUCAAGUGAUGCAGAGUGGAUGGCAGAGAUACUGCUGGGAUAUGAUCAUUUGGGACAUUGAUUGAUGAGGUGUUCCAUAGUUAGAAGUCUAUUUCUGCAAUCACAGAUAGGAUUGUGUCCAUCCCCAUUUAUGAAAAAGGUAGGUGCUUCUACCAUGUGAGGUGUGGAUGCUGUUCAAAUUGGACCAUAUUUUCCAUGGGAAUGAAAAGCCACUGGAUUCUUUGGUCUUUAAUGAGGUGUUAGUUGGCGAUAUUGGUAUCCUUCCACCUUGCUUGUCAUUGAUCAUUGAUGAUCAUUGAUCAUCAGUCUUCAAGCUCUUAUGUUACAAGUCAUAAAGAUUUUCUGGAUUUGAUUCAGAAUCUGGUAUAUUAUUUAGGUCUUCAUAUUUUGGAAGAGCAUCUAUUAGAAACAGUUUAUUCCCCUGAUCACAGAUGAGUUUUCGGGCAUGUUUGCUCAUCUGUCUUUGAAUCCUGACUUCCCUUUUGAACAGUUAAGAUAGAUAUGCCACUGCCAACCUUGUAUAUAUGUUCUAUACAUGACAGGCCAUAAUGCUAUUUGUGUAAUUUUUCAGAUGUUGGGAGCAUUUGCCUCCAAAUCAUGUGCCUCAGAACGUCAGCUGAGGUAACAAAAAACUCAAAACUAGUCCUUUACAGUUCUGAAUAGUUGUACAUAGAUCUAGGAGCAUGGAUAAUGAUUUUCAUAGAUUUUUCGGGCCAGAAAGGACCAUUGCAAUCAAUUUUAUUCAUGUACCAUUUCUGCCAUAUUUGUAAUUAAACAAAACAUUGAUAUAUUUACAAAUAUAAUAUUUAUUAUUCAUGCAUAAUAUACCAGAGAAACUCCCUUUAAUAAAACUUUAUAGUACAGUCUGAUCUUGAUUUGUGGGGUUUUUUGCAUGUACAGAAUCAUCCUGUGGAUUGAGAUAAUACAGAAUAUAGGGUAUCCAUUAAUAUAUUUGAAAGGAUUUAUUUUUAUUGUUCGGAUUCAUGUCACUUUAAUAAAUAUAAAUACUCUA
Molecule: messenger RNA, 7460 nt
Organism: Dermochelys coriacea (leatherback sea turtle)
Lineage: Eukaryota; Metazoa; Chordata; Testudines; Dermochelyidae
Gene: TCERG1L
Product: transcription elongation regulator 1 like
Exons: 13
Coding region: 93-2036 (647 amino acids)
Cellular component (GO): nucleus
Molecular function (GO): transcription coregulator activity; RNA polymerase binding
Source: RefSeq, a predicted model, not a curated record